UGGCUCAGCGUGCUGCUCGGGCUCGUGCUGGGCUUCGUGCUGGCCUCGCGGCUCGUCCUGCCCCGCGCCUCCGAGCUGAAGCGAGCGGGCCCGCGGCGCCGUGCCAGCCUCGAGGGCUGCCGGCCCGGGCAGGCGGCGGCGGCGGCUUCCCAGGCCGGCGGGGCGCGCGGCGAUGCGCGCGGGGCGCAACUCUGGCCCCACGGCCCGGCCCCGGAUGGAGGCCCGCGCGACAGGAACUUUCUCUUCGUGGGAGUCAUGACCGCUCAGAAAUACCUGCAGACCCGCGCCGUGGCCGCGUACAGAACGUGGUCCAAGACGAUUCCUGGGAAAGUCGAAUUCUUCUCUAGUGAGGGUUCAGACACCUCGAUACCAAUUCCGAUAGUGCCGCUGCGGGGUGUGGAUGACUCCUACCCACCCCAGAAGAAGUCUUUCAUGAUGCUCAAGUACAUGCAUGACCACUACUUGGACAAGUACGAAUGGUUCAUGAGAGCAGACGAUGAUGUAUAUAUCAAAGGAGACCGCCUGGAGAACUUCCUGCGGAGUUUGAAUAGCAGUGAGCCCCUCUUUCUUGGGCAGACGGGGCUGGGCACCACGGAAGAAAUGGGGAAACUGGCCCUGGAACCCGGGGAGAACUUCUGCAUGGGGGGUCCUGGUGUGAUCAUGAGCCGAGAGGUCCUCCGCAGGAUGGUGCCGCACAUUGGGAAGUGUCUCCGGGAGAUGUACACCACCCACGAGGACGUGGAGGUGGGCCGAUGUGUCCGCAGGUUCGCGGGGGUGCAGUGUGUCUGGUCUUACGAGAUGCAGCAACUUUUUUAUGAGAAUUACGAGCAGAACAAAAAGGGGUACAUUAGAGAUCUCCAUAACAGUAAAAUUCACCGAGCCAUCACACUGCACCCCAACAAAAACCCGCCCUACCAGUACCGGCUCCACAGCUACAUGCUCAGUCGCAAAAUAGCCGAACUCCGCCACCGCACCAUUCAGCUCCACCGCGAGAUCGUCCUGAUGAGCAAAUACAGCAACACCGAGGUUCAUAAGGAAGACCUCCAGCUGGGGAUCCCUCCUUCCUUCAUGAGGUUUCAGCCCCGCCAGCGAGAGGAGAUUCUGGAGUGGGAGUUUCUGACUGGGAAAUAUUUGUAUUCGGCUGCAGAUGGCCAGCCCCCUCGAAGAGGGAUGGACUCCGCCCAGAGAGAGGCCUUGGAUGACAUUGUCAUGCAGGUCAUGGAGAUGAUCAAUGCCAACGCCAAGACCAGAGGGCGCAUUAUUGAUUUCAAGGAGAUACAGUAUGGCUAUCGCCGCGUGAAUCCCAUGUAUGGGGCCGAAUAUAUCCUGGACCUGCUGCUUCUGUACAAAAAGCACAAAGGGAAGAAAAUGACGGUUCCUGUGCGGAGGCACGCGUAUUUACAGCAGACCUUCAGCAAGAUCCAGUUUGUGGAGCACGAGGAACUGGAUGCCAAGGAAUUGGCCAACAAAAUCAAUCAGGAGUCUGGAUCCUUGUCCUUUCUCUCGAAUUCCCUGAAGAAGCUUGUUCCCUUUCAGCUCCCCGGGUCGAAGAGCGAGCACAAAGAACCCAAAGAGAAAAAGAUAAAUAUAUUGAUUCCUUUGUCUGGACGUUUUGACAUGUUUGUGAGAUUUAUGGGUAACUUCGAGAAGACAUGUCUCAUUCCAAAUCAGAACGUCAAGCUUGUUGUUCUGCUUUUCAAUUCUGACUCCAACCCUGACAAGGCCAAACAAGUUGAACUCAUGAGAGAUUAUCGCGUUAAGUACCCUAAAGCUGACAUGCAGAUUUUGUCUGUGUCUGGAGAGUUUUCAAGAGCUUUGGCCCUUGAAGUAGGAUCUUCCCAGUUUAAUAAUGAAUCCUUGCUCUUCUUCUGUGACGUUGACCUCGUGUUCACUACAGAAUUCCUCCAACGAUGUCGAGCAAAUACAGUUCUCGGCCAACAAAUAUAUUUUCCAAUCAUCUUUAGCCAGUACGAUCCAAAGAUUGUUUAUAGUGGGAAAGUUCCCAGUGACAACCAUUUUGCCUUUACUCAAAAAACUGGCUUCUGGAGAAACUAUGGGUUUGGCAUUACUUGUAUUUAUAAGGGAGAUCUUGUCCGAGUAGGCGGCUUUGAUGUUUCCAUCCAAGGCUGGGGGCUUGAGGAUGUGGACCUUUUCAACAAGGUUGUCCAGGCAGGUUUGAAGACGUUCAGGAGCCAAGAAGUAGGAGUAGUCCACGUCCACCAUCCCGUCUUCUGUGAUCCCAAUCUUGAUCCCAAACAGUACAAAAUGUGCUUGGGGUCCAAAGCAUCAACAUAUGGGUCCACACAGCAGUUGGCUGAAAUGUGGCUAGAAAAAAAUGACCCAAGUUACAGUAAAAGCAGCAAUAAUAAUGGCUCAGUGAGGACAGCCUAAUGUCCAGCUCUGCUGGAAAAGACGUUUUUAACUAUCUAAUUUAUUUUUCAAAAAUUUUUUGUAUGAUCAGUUUUUGAAGUCCAUACAAGGAUAUAUUUUACAUGUGAUUUUCUUACAAAGGACUCCUUGAAGAUCGAGCUUUUUGAACAAAAAUGUGAUCAUGUUUGCCUUUGAACACAUUUUCUUGCUGAACGUCAUGUAGCAGACUUGCUUCACUAGGACUUGAAAUGUACCUGAUGAACAAAACUUUUUUUUUCAUUUCCUUUUCAGACCCCUUUGCUGUAGUCCUAUGGCAGAAAACGUGAACGAUCCUGCAAAGUAUUAUUGUAACAAAACACUGUAACUCUGGUAAAUGUUUUGUUGUAACUGUUAACAUUGCACAGAUUCUACCUUUUGUCUUUUUUAUGACUUUUUUUUUUAAGCCGUUUCGUGUUCCAGUUGUAAAAUAAGGAAAUGUGAUAAUAGCUGUAUCGUCAUCUUCAGGAGAGCUUUCCAAAGUUGAUUCUUUCUCUCAAACUUGGGUUUGUUGUCAUGGAGGUUUUUUGAAGCAGAGGGAACAAGGAAGGCACAGUGAGGCCAUGGAUGCCCUUGUGAUUCCUGUAGCCUGAAUGGACCUGGCAUUAAAUUCCCAGAAGGCUUUGGCAUUUUCUGUCUUCCUGACCCUUCUCUUGAAAGGGUCAAGUAUUAGUACUUAGAACAGCAAAGAAGAAUUAUUGUAAUAAAUCUUAUGUGCGCAAGCUAAAACAAAAAAACCCACCCUCAUGAAAGCAUUGGGGGAGAUGUAUUGGUUUGUUCCCUUCACCCUUCUGUGUUACGUUGGUGGAAAUGGUUAUUUCAUUCUUUCAUUGCUGUUUUGUUUUCUCCUUUGUAUCUGAAGUACCUUUAAUUUAUUUAAUAUCCGUUGGUUAGAGCACUGCCGUUUCUGGAGUCCCUCUUAGUUACUGGUAUUUAUGUGUAUUGGGCGUGUGUUUAGUAUGUUUUAUUUGCAGUAAAAAAACUGAUCUCCAAAGAUUUCCUUUUGUAAAGUCUUUUCCCCCCUCGUUAAUUUUUACAUUCCUUACUGUUUUACUAAAUAUUAAGUGUUCUUUGACAAUUUUGGUGCUCACUUGUGUUGGGGACAAAAGUGAAAUGAAUCUGACAUUACAUCAGAAAGUUUUAAAGUUUGUUUUAAACUCACAGAUCAAACGUGCCUUAAUAAAUUUUUUUUUCAUUUAGAUUUCAAACAGUAACAGAUUUGCCAUUUUAAUAUACAUCAUUGGAGAUCUGCUUACUUGUAAAUAGCCUGUUGCUCAUUUGGAAAAAUAAACUAGUAAACAAUAUUUUUCUAUUGUACUUUUCAGAUCCAUUUUGUCUCAUUACUCCUGUUUUAGCUGAAGAAUUGUAUUACAUUUGGAAAGUAAAAAACUUAAACACU
Messenger RNA from Equus quagga, 3805 nucleotides. It is a transcript of the gene CHSY1, whose product is annotated as chondroitin sulfate synthase 1. The annotation marks the transcript as partial. The record is from RefSeq and is a predicted model, not a curated record. Gene Ontology annotation, cellular component: Golgi cisterna membrane. Gene Ontology annotation, molecular function: glucuronosyl-N-acetylgalactosaminyl-proteoglycan 4-beta-N-acetylgalactosaminyltransferase activity. NCBI's taxonomy places the organism in Eukaryota, Metazoa, Chordata, Mammalia, Perissodactyla, Equidae. The transcript is spliced from 3 exons.